AGUUCAUCUCCAAACGAUCACCAAGGAAGAUCACAGAAUUUUCUCAGCAACGACGUUGUAAUCUGUGAAAAGAUCAUCUUCAAAGGGAAGUGCGCGAAUCUCAAUUUUCUCCAUAUCGCGAGGAAAUUAUUUGUUUAAAACAAAUUGCUUGUAAAAGUCCAAUUGCAGGGAAAGUUUUAGCGCAAUUUCGCUAGGAAUUUUAUUGAUCGUUAAAUUUUUAAUGAGAUUGUUUAAUGAUCUUUCAAUGUGAAUUGAGUAAUUUGUAAUUUAUGCCUCUCGAUCUUUCUAAUUCAUUUUGAAUGAUUAAUUGCGCGAUGUGUGCUCAUCAACUGUUGAACUGACUGACCAAAAAUACCUUUCGCACCUAAUUUUAGAAGGAAAAUUCAUUGGAUAUCAGUGAUCUCAAUUUGCGUAUAUUUCCUCCCUGAAAAUCUUUAAUCACACUGCGAUCCUCGAGUUUAAAAUCUUUAAUAAAAAGAGGUUUUUAAGACGUCUUCUCAAUAAACAAAAAGAUCAUGGAGGGUGAAAUUGAGCCCAAAAUGGGAAAUUGUGUUAUUUGUGGUGUUGAGUGUGAGAAAAAAUGUGCCAGUUGUCAUAGAGUUUUUUACUGCAGUGUUGAACAUCAACGAGAUGAUUGGAAGAGUCACAAGAAGUCCUGCCCAGUCUAUCGGAUUUGCCACGAUGGGACAAUUGGCCGGUUCUUAGUGGCAACGCGGAAUAUAAAAUUCGGCGAUGUUGUCCUCAAAGAAGCCCCUCUUGUUGUUGGACCAUCGCAAUUGACAGCACCUGUGUGCCUAGGAUGCUUGCAGGAAGUAAAUGAGCGAACAAUGAUAAAAUGCGCAAAAUGCGGAUGGCCAAUGUGCAGCAAAGACUGCCAAGAAGCACCAAAUCAUGCUGAAGAGUGCAAAUUAUCAGCAGCACGUGGUGGUGUUACAAUUGAGCAUUUUGUAGCACCACAUCCAAUCUACCAGUGUAUCCUAACACUGAGAUGCCUCCUAAUGGAGCAAUCUUGCCCCGAAAAAUGGGAAAAAAUCUCUCAACUUGAGAGUCACAACGACAGAAGGAAGGAUUCACAGCAAUGGCUAAGUGAUCGUGAGUAUGUUGCAAAGUUCAUCCCAAAAUUCUUCAAAAUCCCCGAAAGGUGGAAAGAGGAGGAAAUUAUGCGAAUCCUUGGGAUUGUCUACAUCAAUGGGCAUGAAGUUCCCCUCACAGAUCCCGCAUAUGUUGCAAUUUAUGCUACUGCAUCAUUCUUUGAGCACUGCUGCUGUGCCAAUGUGGCUAAAAGUUUCACUGAUUCCGGUGAUGUUGUCUUCUGGGCCGCCAGAAAUAUUAAGAAGGAUGAGCAUUUGAGUAUUUGCUACACAGAUGCCCUCUGGGGUACACAGGCACGUCAGGAGCAUCUUCAGCAGACAAAAAUGUUCUCAUGCAAUUGCUACAGAUGCAUGGAUGUAACGGAAUUAGGAACGAAUUUCAGUGCAAUUAAAUGUGAAGCUUUCCGCGAAGCUGGUGCUCCUGGAUGCGAUGGGUUGUUACUGCCAGAAGGACCGCUGGCGUGGUCCAAGGAGUGGAUGUGUCGUAAAUGCCAGCGAAAAAUUACAUGCAAACACAUUGAGGAGCUUGUGGAGAAAGCCGGGCACGAUGCUGUGGAGAUGAAGGAAAGCCUCCGUGGUUGCCAGGAAUUUCUCCGGAAAUAUGAAAAGAUUUUAUCUCCAAAUCACUUUAUAAUGUGUGACGUAAAGUGUGUUAUGGGGCAGAAGAUUGGCGAAGGAAAUCCACAGGAAUUGCAAAAUAUCCCAAUGGAUAUGCUCGAAAUGAAGGGGAAGCUUUGCAAUGAAAUGCUCGAACUUUUUGCUCUUCUUGCUCCUGCGGAAAAUCGUUCUCAUGGCUGUAUGCACUUUGAACUGCACGCUGCAUUGGCUGAGAUGGCAAGAAGAGGUGCUGAAUGCGGUAUAGAUUGCAAGGAUAUCCUGGAAAAGUCCCUUUGGCAUGCUCAGAAGGCAACUCAGUGGCUCGAAAAGGAACCCUCUGUCCUUGUUGAGGGAAAAAUUUGUGCCCAAGCAAAGAUAAAUGUUAAUUCCCUCAAAAUUGUCCUCAAAAUGCAUAAUCCUUCCACAUAAAUCUCUCAUCCUCUACAAAAAGGACAAUUUCCCCCUCAAUGACCUACCCCUAAGGAUUCAAAAUAAAACAAACUCCCAGUUUAUUAACAGAAAA
Lutzomyia longipalpis is the source of this 2211-nucleotide messenger RNA. RefSeq names its product SET domain-containing protein SmydA-8-like. NCBI's taxonomy places the organism in Eukaryota, Metazoa, Arthropoda, Insecta, Diptera, Psychodidae. The record is from RefSeq and is a predicted model, not a curated record. Gene Ontology annotation, molecular function: protein binding. The transcript is spliced from 3 exons. The coding region runs from base 516 to 2117 and encodes 533 amino acids.